This is a messenger RNA of Pecten maximus, 1023 nucleotides long. RefSeq lists its product as uncharacterized. The record is from RefSeq and is a predicted model, not a curated record. The transcript is spliced from 3 exons. NCBI's taxonomy places the organism in Eukaryota, Metazoa, Mollusca, Bivalvia, Pectinida, Pectinidae. Bases 1 to 1023 code for a protein of 340 amino acids.
AUGGCUGCGUCUGCUGUUUCGCCGGCUUCGAGUCCUAAAAAAAUGCGGUUUGCGUCUCUAAACGAUGAGAACAUUAACAAGUUAAUGACAGAAAAGGAUUCCAUAAACACAAGAAGAGCGACAGACUCGGCUGUAAAAAUGUUUAAGGAAUAUUUAAAAGAAAAGAACGUGGCAGAGGACGUUGAGACUUUGGACAGCACCGAACUUGAUAAACUCCUGGGAAAGUUUUAUUUGGAGGCCCGAAACAAAAACGGGGAAUUGUAUAAAAAGGCGUCUUUGACGGCCUUUCGGCAUGGCCUAAACAGACAUUUUAAAGACCAUGAUAUUGUCAAUGGACAAGAUUUUAAAUCUUCACGGGAGGCCUUUAUUGCCAUGUCGUCCGAACUGAAACGUCAAGGCCUUGGAGGUGUUGACCACCACCCACCAAUUGAAAAAGCCGACUUACAAAAACUGUAUGCCUCGUUUGAUAUAACGGACGCAGCAUCCUUACAACAGAAAGUGUUUGUUGACAUUUUGUUGUAUUUUGGAAGGCGUGGCAGAGAAAAUGCUCGUCAGUUGAAAGUGUCAGAUUUUUCUUGUUCAACUGACAGUGAAGGCCAUGUUUACAUCUAUCAUGAGAAAGAUGAACAGACAAAAAAUCACCGACAUGACACAAAUACUGCUGAUGGACGAAUGUAUGUAGUACCAGAUGCUGAUGAGCGCUGUCCAGUGAAAACUUUUGUACGGUACAAAAGGAUGUUGCCUGUCGGAUAUGAUUGUUUAUUUCCAAAAGUUCGUAAAACACCAAAUAAAGAUGGUUGUUAUUUUGACUUAGUCCCAAUGGGUCACAACAAACUUGGAGGAAUGAUGGCGUAUCUAAGUGAAAAGGCGGAUUUUUAUAACUUUUUACACUUAAACCAGCCCACACCUAAUCCAGCCUACACCUCAACCAGCCCACACCUAAACCAGCACACACCUCAACCAGCCCACACCUCAACCAGCCCACACCUAAACCAGCCCACACCUAAACCAACCCACACCUAA